AUGGGCAAGGUAGCCAGUAAACUCAAUGAACAACUUUAUGUGGCAGGAAAAUGGAGGACACGGUAUUGUUUCUAUGAUUGUGUGCUAUGCGAGGUUUACUUUAGACGUUAUGUGCUGAAACCAAACUUCUUAAAGAGCCCGAAAGAACAAAAUAACUUGCUGGCUACAGCUGCGAACACCUAUCAGCGGACAAUUCGUCAUCAGUUCAAUUUGGCCAAAAAAGAGCGGAUCAUACUACCUGAUCAGACCCUACCACGCGAUUUCAAAUCAUGGGACCGUAAUCGGCCCGUAAGAGAAGUUUCGGAAUCUUCGGAGAGUACUACUAGCAAGCGAAUCCAAAUUUUAGCCAUUAUAGCCACCAUCGCACCCGGAGAAGACAUUGAUCGUUGGGAUGAAGUCGCAAGACGUGUGAAUGCGCUUACUGAUCAAAAUCCCACAUGGGGCGUGUAUAGCAACCUUUGGACUUUUUUCGAUGGUAAACACGGCUUAAGAUUUUAUCUAAGGUAUUUCGAUGCUCUCACGAAGAAGAUCGCUCGUGAUGAUAUCCCGACUUAUGAGCUAGUUCCACUGAUUUCUGAGAUUAAAAAGGAAAAAUUAGUUUAA
Molecule: messenger RNA, 603 nt
Organism: Torulaspora delbrueckii
Lineage: Eukaryota; Fungi; Ascomycota; Saccharomycetes; Saccharomycetales; Saccharomycetaceae
Exons: 1
Coding region: 1-603 (200 amino acids)
Source: RefSeq, a predicted model, not a curated record